Messenger RNA from Trichobilharzia szidati, 551 nucleotides. NCBI's taxonomy places the organism in Eukaryota, Metazoa, Platyhelminthes, Trematoda, Strigeidida, Schistosomatidae. The record is from the annotation of a GenBank genome assembly.
AACCGCAGUGGACGGCUAUGUAUAUUGAUCUAUAUAAAGACGGUGAUAUUCGUCUUAAAGCGACGGAUUUAUAUAUCAAAUGUUGAGUCAUUGGAAGGUAAUACAAAUUACGUGCUACUCGCGGGCUUUUGAGGAUGAACAGCUUUGAGGAGUUUAAAGCAAAGUCGCGGGAGUCAUUAGAAACGGGAGAUUUCUCGUGGCUUAAAUACCUUCCUCGUGAUCCUAGAUUCCCAAAUACGAACCAGACACCUACUUGUAGACAAAACUACGUGGACUAUCACCGAUGCAAAAAAGUGUAUGGGGAAGACUACAAGCCUUGCAACUAUUUUCUACAUGCGGCUAAAUUAGCAUGUCCGUCGACAUGGGUAGAAAAAUGGGACAGAGAAGUCGAAAACAACAUGCUGCCAUAUAAAAUCUAAUUUAACCUUAUUACUUUUCUUGUUUGUACCUAGACAUCUCUGUAAGGAAAUAGAUAUUUCAGAAAGUCUGUUCUCUUAACUUCGAGAAGUAUUGUUGGAAUUGCUUAGCUAAUAUAAAGUUUUAAAGAAUAA